Molecule: messenger RNA, 297 nt
Organism: Yarrowia lipolytica CLIB122
Lineage: Eukaryota; Fungi; Ascomycota; Dipodascomycetes; Dipodascales
Source: RefSeq, a predicted model, not a curated record
AUGGUAUGGUGCCGACAAGGAGCCCCUCAUCAAGUCGUGUUUCACCAAGGUCGAUCAUACCAACCAAUUUCUGGAGUCAUACAUCACCCACGUGUCAAGUCACCGAGGACUCACAUCACCCUCAGCUCGAGUGAUCAUUGCAGUGCGAAAGAAUGUGGCCGAAUGCACAAGGUCCAAGAUAAUGCCAAUGGUACAUUCCAGAUUGGAAAGACGUCGAAUCUGGAAGACCUCACGUCGGUAGAGAGGCACCUUCAGAUUCCCUGUGGAUUAACCAUGCUCUCGGAAGUCCUGCUUUAA